GUUCCUUUGGCCUCACAGUUCCAUGAUUAUAUUAGGCACCCAACGAAGAUAUUCCAACGGCUUCCGACAGGACAUGGUGUGUGUCUUUUCUUGUCCAUUGUGUUUCGUCCUUCUCUUAGAACCUUACUCGGAUCCUAUAUAAACUAUUCGGCUGUUCACCUGACACAUAAUCGUGUUAGUUUCCGACGUGUGUGAUUCUAGUUGGUACCAACAGCACUUCAAAAAAAUAAUCAAAAUGAAAUUCAUCGCACUGUUGCCUGUUGUGUUUUGUUUAGUGAAUGGUGCUCCCAAAUUGAGGAUGACACCGGAAUACGACACACCCCCACAGCUACUGACCCUCCCCAGCAACGCCACCAGCAUUAGAGCUGACAUCAGCGACUCCUUCAGUUGCGACGGCCGCGACUACGGAUACUACGCGGAUGUCGAAAACGACUGCCAACUCUUCCACGUUUGCCUGCCCAUCACUUACUCCGACGGCCGCAACCAAACCUUCCGCUGGAGCUUCAUCUGUCCUGAGGAAACCGUCUUCAACCAGGAAAUGUUCACCUGCACCAGGGCUGAUGAGGCAAUUGACUGCUCCGAAUCCCCAAGAUUUUACGACCUGAACAGGAACUUCGGCAGCGUAGAGGAACACUUGGAUCAAUAUAGCCAAUUUGAGAACACCGACGCUUUGGACGAGGGUACUCCAUUGCCCGACGACGUCGCUCAAGAAGUUGCUUAAGAAACAAAGAAUUAAAUAAUUUUUAUCCAUACGUAAUUCCAAACUAAUAUCUUGUCAGUAAUAGUUGCCAAAGAUAAACACAAUUAUAUGUAAGUUAAAUGGUAGGAUAUUAGGUUUUGGAAAUGCGUAACAUUUAAAACAAUCGAUAACUUGAUCUCUUUCUAUUUAUUAGAGGGAUAUGAUCAAAUCAAAGCAACAAGUUUGUUGAAAAUAUUUCCCAUGUAAUCUUUUAUUUGUGAAAUAUUUUUUGUUCAAUGAUUAAUAAACGUA
This is a messenger RNA of Aethina tumida (small hive beetle), 991 nucleotides long. RefSeq lists its product as uncharacterized. NCBI's taxonomy places the organism in Eukaryota, Metazoa, Arthropoda, Insecta, Coleoptera, Nitidulidae. Bases 236 to 721 code for a protein of 161 amino acids. Gene Ontology annotation, molecular function: chitin binding. Gene Ontology annotation, cellular component: extracellular region. The transcript has 3 exons. The record is from RefSeq and is a predicted model, not a curated record.